GUGUGUAUGAGCGCGCGAGUCCCAGAGGCAGCUGUGUGCGCGCGCGAUUCCUCUGACAGGCGCAACUCGAGCACACGAACAGACAACAGCUGAAAAACAAACAAACAAAACAAACAACAAACAAACAAAUCGGAGCGCCCCGCUGGCGGAUUAACACCGGGAGAGAAAAGGAUUAUUCUGGGAAUUGUUUUUUUGUUGGAGCAUGUAAACGCGCAGACUCCGGUGGAAGAUGACAAACAGCCGCGCGGAGAGCGAGCUCACGCGCACGGAACCGGAUUGUGCCCGCGCGGAGCGGCGCUCGCGGAGUGCGCCGAGGCCCCAGCUGUGCCCGCUGCUGCCAGAUGUGCCGUUAGCUUAGCAUAAACCCAUAAAGACUGUACCGGAUAUAGCGCGUUAGGUUUUAGCCAGUGUGUGUUUUUACGUGAUUGUCACUUUAUCCUCUCACUCUCUCACAUAUUCUGACUAGAAAUGCAAAAUCCGAUUAGCAUAACCGCUAGGCAGUUAGUUUGGCUAAUCACAGCUAGCCAAUUAGCAUAACCGCAGGCAUCUGGUGUGUAAGCUUAGCCGGCUAAUCACAGUUAGCUUAGCUAGCUGGACAAUUCCUCAAUAUCCGAUUAGCUCGGCUAAUUAGGCGAUUAGCAUAACCGUGGGCAGCUAGUGGGAGCUAAUCACGGUUAGCCAAUUAAACCUACUCACUAAAAGUCAGUCAGAGGAGAAGCUGAGGGGAAAAACUCGAAAGGAUUUAAUUCAGUUAAAUAGUCAUAUCCAGGUCGUGUCGCUGGUUACUAAGUUAGUUAGUUAGCCGGUUGCUAGCUCCUGUAGAGCGGUGUGAGCGGGCUGCACUGAGCGCGCAGGCCGAUGAGGAGAGCCCAAACCCGGGCACGGGCCACGGCGUCGCUCCGCAGGCAUGCAGCAGCCCGGAUACGACUUCUCCAGCGAGGAGAACAGCUCCAGGUGGAGAGGCCUGUUCGUGCCGGCGCUCAGGAAGGUGCAGUUACAGGUGCAUCCAAAUCUGUCAGCUAAUGAAGAUGCUCUACAGCACAUUGAGGAGCUCAUCCUGCAGCUGCUCAACAUGUUGUGUGUCAGUCAGCCCCGAACUGUGUCUGACGUGGAGGAGCGCAUCCAGAAGACGUUCCCGUACCCCAUAGAUAAGUGGGCCAUGUCCGACGCCCAGUCUGCUAUAGAGAAGCGCAAGCGCAGGAACCCUCUCCUGUUCCCUAUGGACAAGAUUCACCCUUUACUCAAGGAGGUGUUGGGCUAUAAGAUCGAUUAUCACGUCUCUCUGUACAUCGUGGCCGUGUUAGAGUACAUCUCAGCCGACAUCCUUAAACUGGCUGGGAAUUAUGUGGGAAAUAUCCGGCACUAUGAGAUCACCCAGCAGGACAUAAAAGUCUCCAUGUGUGCAGAUAAGGUGCUGAUGGACAUGUUUGAUCAGGAGGAGGUGGGUCUGGUGUCUCAGUGUUCAGAGGAAAACUCCACCACAGGUGUGAUGAACUACGAUGACCUGGUGCGGUUGGAGAUGGCUGAGGAACGUCAGUACCUGCGUGAUCUUGACCUCAUCAUUAAAGUGUUCCGCAGAGCCUUCCUGUCCAGUAGCAAGCUGUUCAGCCCACAGGAUGUGGAGAUGGUGUUCAGUAACAUUCUGGAGGUUCAUGAGCUGACAGUGAAGUUGUUAGGUCUGAUUGAAGACGCAGUUGAGAUGACAGAAGAUGGGAGUCCUCACCCUCUGGUUGGCAGCUGUUUUGAAGACCUUGCUGAGGAACAAGCCUUUGACCCAUACGAGACUCUCUCCCAGGACAUUCUCUCCAAAGAGUUCCAUGAUCACUUCAGUAACCUGAUAUCCCGCCCCACUGUGGCUCUGCACUUCCAGUCCAUUGCUGAGGGUUUUAAGGAGGCCGUGCAGCAUGUUCUUCCCCAGCUGAUGAUGAUACCUGUUUAUCACUGCAUGCACUACUUUGAAUUACUGCAGCAACUGCAGGAGCGGAGUCAAGACCAUGAUGACCGGGAGCACCUGAAACAGGCUCAGACAGCUCUGCUGAACCUGCAGAGCAGCAUCGAGCGCAUCUACAGCAAACACCAUCCCCGCCGCAAAACAGGUGAACCUCUGUAUUGGCUGUAUAGCCGAACGAUUCGCAGUAAACAUCUGGCCAUAAAGCGCAUGAGUGAAAUCCAGAGGAGCAUCGAUGGCUGGGAAGGCCGAGACAUUGGUCAGUGCUGCAGCCAGUUCAUCCUGGAGGGGCUCCUGGUACGCACCGGUGCCAAGCACGAACGCUACAACUUCUUGUUUGAUGGGCUGAUGAUUAGCUGCAAGGCCAAUCAGAGCUCUCGAAUGCCAGGGGCGGAGUUCAGGCUGAAGGAGAAGUUUGUGCUGCGUAAGUACCGUGUGGUGGACCGCGAGGACACGUCGGACCUGCGCUUUGCCUUUGAGCUGGUGGGGCGCGAUGAGGGCGGGGCCGUGUUCUCCGCACGCUCAGCUGAGGAGAAGAGCGCGUGGAUGUCGGCACUCUUCAUGCUGCAGUGUCGAAGCACUCUGGACCGAAUGCUGGACGCCGAACUGCAGAAGGAGGAGGAGGAGCAGCCGUUGCGUUUGCCGUCUCCUGAUGUGUACCGCUUCACCGAGCGUGACUUGGAGGAGAACAUCGUGUUUGAGGAGCACAUGCAGCGCAAAACCGGCAUUCCCAUCAUCAAAGCGGGGACUGUGGAAAAGCUGAUCGAGAGACUCACGUACCACAUGUAUGCAGAUCCUAAUUUUGUGCGCACUUUUUUGACGACGUAUCGUUCAUUCUGCAAACCACAGGACCUCCUCACACUCCUCAUCGAAAGGUUUGAGAUACCUGAGCCUGAACAGUCGGAGGCGGAGCUUGAGUCGAUGUGGAACGGGGAUCAGCCAAUGGCAGCCGAGCUCCAGAGAUUCCGAAGAGAAUAUGUGCAACCUGUCCAGCUCAGGGUUCUAAAUGUGUUCCGUCAGUGGGUGGAGCAUCAUUUCUAUGACUUUGAGAAUGACCCAGAACUACGCAUCAGACUGGAGGAUUACAUCACCAAAUCAAUGCAGCUCAGAGGAAAGUCUGUGCGUAAGUGGGUGGUGUCCAUCAGUAAGAUCAUUAAGCGUAAGAUGCAGACGCAGCCAAAUGGCAUCAGUCAUAACAUCACCUUUGAGGUUCCACCUCCUCCUGUCGAGUGGCACAUCAGCCGCCCUGGCCAGAUCGACACCUUUGACCUCAUGACCCUUCACCCCAUUGAGAUCGCACGCCAGCUCACACUGCUGGAGUCUUACCUGUACAGGGCUGUGCGUCCAUCUGAGUUAGUGGGCAGUGUAUGGACUAAAGAAGAUAAAGAGAAGAACUCCCCCAACCUGCUAAGGAUGAUCCGACACACCACCAACCUCACACUCUGGUUUGAGAAGUGUGUGGUGGAGGCAGAGAAUUUGGAGGAGCGUGUAGCAGUGAUGAUCAGGAUAAUUGAGAUUCUCCAGGUUUUCCAGGAGCUGAACAACUUUAAUGGUGUUUUAGAGAUUGUUAGCGCCAUCAAUUCUGUACCCGUUUACCGCCUGGAGCACACUUUUGAGGCUGUGCCGGAGAGGAAGAAAAGGAUCCUGGAGGAGGCAGUGGAGCUCAGUCAGGAUCAUUUUAAAAAGUAUCUGGCCAAACUCAAGUCCAUCAACCCACCCUGUGUGCCAUUCUUUGGUAUCUACCUGACCAACAUCCUGAAAACGGAGGAGGGGAACCCGGACUUCCUGAAGCGUCACGGUAAAGAGCUAAUCAACUUCAGCAAGAGACGCAAAGUAGCCGAGAUCACGGGCGAGAUCCAGCAGUACCAGAACCAGCCGUACCGUAUUACGGUUGAAAACGAGAUCAGGAGGUUCUUUGAGAACCUGAACCCCAUGGGCAGUAUGACUGAGAAGGAGUUCACUGAUUAUCUGUUUAAUAAAUCUCUGGAGAUCGAGCCACGCAACAGCAAACAGCCUCCACGAUUCCCCAGGAAGACAUCGUACCCUCUGAAGUCCCCAGGGGUGCGUCCCGUGAGACAAGUGGCGGCCGGGGGUGGGAAUCGAGGUCACCCAGCGCCAUUAGAGCGCGACCCACUGCCUAAAAUCACCUUCAGGAGCAUUGCCGAGCCCGAGACAGAGAGCAUGACCUCACUGCCCACUUCCCCCAACACACCCACCCAGACACCCCCGCCCUCCGCUUGCUCGGAACUCAACUCUGUCUUCAUAGAGCAAGACACCUGUGGUAACAGUAUUUUUGCUCCAGUCAUGCUGCCUCCCUCCAAGUUUCACUCAGUGUCCUGUGGCAGUUUACAUCAGCUAAGUGACGAGUUUCUGAAACCUCCACCACUGCCCCCCCGCAGGAAGGACGCAUCCUCAGAGAGCAAGUUGAGUUCUAGAUCAGACAGUCCACCAGCGAUCCCCCCUCGGCUGAGGACUCCUCUUCCUCUUCCUUCUCUUUCUCGAUUCUCGCGUGGAAUCAGCGAGCAGACAGACGGUUCCUCAAGCCCCCCACCACCUCCACCCCCCCGUGACCCCAUCCCUGAAGUGAUGCCCCCGGUACCUCAGCGACCCCCUGAGAGCUUCAUUAACUGCCCCAUGAUCCCGGCUGUGUCUCCGGUGGGACGCGUUCAUUGGGAUUACUGCAGCUCUCCCUCAUCCCCUUGUACCCCGCCAGGCACACCCUCACCCCGCCUCCCGCUGCCUCCCCCGGGUACCCCGUCCCCCCGCGUGCCCCGUCGUCUCUGCCCUUCCCCUGGCCCUGCCACGCCCGGCCUGUGCCACCUGCCCCCUCCUAUUCCACCUAGACACAACUCCACACCCCCCACCCUGCCCAAAUUGCCCCCAAAGACUUACAAGAGAGAGCUGUCUCACUCUACACACACACUCUCCCCACCCUCCAUACACACGCUGUCAGACAGCAGCCAGUGAGCAUGAGCGGUUCCAGUGUCCACGCAUUAAUAAAAUGCUUCUGAACUCCUUUGUGACCGGAUGGACAAUUUAACUUAAGUCCACUUUGUGCCCAGGGACAGGUGCUUGAGGACCUGUGGUGUGUGUAAAUUUUGUAUACACUGUUCACUAAUCAAGCUCAUUUUUGUAACAAAUGAUUCUCUGAAUUGGUCAUCGGCACUGUCCAGAGCGACGCUGAUGAUGUCACACAGGCUGAUGAUGUCACGGGGAGCCUGGACAGUGAUUGGAUGUUGGAGAUGGCGGACUCUCACUGCUGUUCUUCAACAUGGCCAAAGUCUUAACCGUGUACUCGGGGAGGUCAGAGGUCAAAGGUAAUUGACCCCUGUACCAAGACCCUUUUACACUGCCUUUUUUCUUACAGCCAUGACCUUUGACCUGGGACUGUGACAGCCAUGAGCUUUUGACCUUUUCCUCGGAGCAGUGGACUCCACAGUUUGCCUGGGAGUGUCGCACAGCUGACCUGUGUCUUUAUUUAAAGCCAUUACAACACCAAGAUGAUGUCUUAACAACACAAACAGUACUGUUCCCUUCAGAGAUCGCCUGUUGUUAAUAUGUGCACAUUGUUAGGAGGCGGAGCUUGUUCUCACGGCCCAAUGAUGAUGAUGAUGAUGAUGAUGACGACAUCAGACGUGCCUUUUAGACAGUUGCUGAACAAAAGUGACUUUCUAAAGCCUUCACCAUGCUCAGAACAAAGUGUACACUAUGGCUAGGGGUGUGUGUGUGUGUGUGUGUGUGUGUGUGUGUGUGUGUUCUGUGUUCUGUACAGUAUUCUUUCUGCUCUCGUGUCUUCAUUCAGCGCUGCUCAAACCCAAAAACACAACUCGCCUUAACACACUCGCUGACAAUCGUAGCAUUUCCCACAUCUCUCUCUCUCUGUAUCUCUCUCUCUCUUUCUCUCUCUCACUCUCUCUCUCUCUGUAUCUCUCUCUUUCUCUCUCUCACUCUCUCUCUCUCACUUUCUCUGUAUCUCUCUCUCUCUCUCUGUAUCUCUCUCUUUCUCUCUCUCUCUCUCUCUGUAUCUCUCUCUCUCUGUAUCUCUCUCUCUCUCUCUGUAUCUCUCUCUCUCUCUCUCUCGCGUGCACGCUUGUGCACCUCUUACAUGGUAAAGUGUUAAUCUGAAUGAAGGUGUUUCCAUCAGUUCCUGCUCUGUUAAUCCGGUUGUGUCCCAAACUGUGCCACACUGGUGUCCUGUAGAGGCUCACAGCCUAAUUUGAGAAUCACACCAUUUAGUGUACUAUUUAUGCAGUUUGGGACAUGGCCAUGGCACUGAUGUGUUGUGUCCCAAACCACAUACUCCUGUACUAAAUUAUACCCCAACAAGGUUGAUUAUAGCCACAGUGUUAGCUUCUGACCACUUCUUGUGGCUGUGUCUCAAACCAUAUACUAAUGUAUUAAACACAUUCUGAAAGUGGCACACUA
Molecule: messenger RNA, 6373 nt
Organism: Hemibagrus wyckioides
Lineage: Eukaryota; Metazoa; Chordata; Actinopteri; Siluriformes; Bagridae
Gene: sos2
Product: son of sevenless homolog 2 (Drosophila)
Exons: 23
Coding region: 908-4915 (1335 amino acids)
Biological process (GO): positive regulation of GTPase activity; Ras protein signal transduction
Cellular component (GO): plasma membrane
Molecular function (GO): protein heterodimerization activity; guanyl-nucleotide exchange factor activity
Source: RefSeq, a predicted model, not a curated record